ACUCUGCGCCAAAGCAUCGCCGACCACCGUUUUCCCUUUUUUUUUUCUUCUCUUCUCUCCAUCUCACUUUCCAUCCCCCUCUCAGGCUCGGUACGCAGGUUACGCAUUUCUUAUUCCCUCUUUUUCUUCUUUUUGUCACUCUCCUGGGCUGAGAUGAUACCGAUCGGUCUGGCGCACAUAUCACGGUAAACAAAACAAACGCUCCGCCCGGCGUAGCAACACAUCGAGCAGAGCCAACAACCACACCCCCCUCCUCGCAGCGUGUUACCCCCCUCCCCAUAAACAAGCUUUUGAAGGCACGUCACGAACACUGCGACACCUUUUUUCUUUUCUUUUUUCUUUUCAGCUUGCUUCAAAAGGACGAAAACGAAAUAUAACGCCGGCACCCGAAGCGAUGGAGACCGUAACCACUCCCGGCGGCGACCGGCCCUCCACCCCGACGCCCUCCCAGCUGCCCCCCGUCCCCUCGUCGCCAGUCUACUCUCUCGCCUCGACCGCGAACCCGCUCUCCUCCUAUCACCUCCCGCUCCCGCCGCCCCCGCGGCCCCUCCAUGCCGUCCUCACCAAGUCCGACCUCGAGCUCUCCCAGGCCGCCUACUCCGACCUCAUCCAGACCGCAAAGUCCUACCGCCUCGCUCUCGCCUCGCUGUCCAACGCCGCCUCCGCCUUCGGCUCCGCCCUCGAGUCCUGCGCCCGCCUCAAGGAGGCCCGCGCCGAGUCCCUCUCGUCCGCCUCCCAGACCGGCGCCGCCCUCUCCGCCAGCUUCACCGCCGGCGCCAAAGGCGCCUGCACCGCCGACCUGCUCCUAUCCGCUUCAGGCGUCCACCACCUCAUCGCGAACCACCAGCAGAUCCUCUCCGAGACCGUCUACCGCGACUUCGAGGUGCCCCUGCUGCAUGAGAUCGACAAGUGGCGCCAGCGCGUCGAGGACGAGGAGGAGGCCUACCUGCGCGAGGUCAAGGCCCGGAACCUCGAGAUCAGGCGGCUCGAGAAGGAGGGUCUGAAGCUCCACAAGCAGCGCAGGCGCGAUGUCGGCAGCUUCAGGGCCCACCUCGUCGACCUGACGACCAAGCUCGACGGCCUGACGUCGCUACACGGGGACCACGCCAGGACAUUGCUGCGCGAGAGUCAGGACACGAGCGGGCGCAUCCUCGAGGCCUCGUGCAGCCUUGUCCGCGCCGAGGUCGACAUUUUCGAGUCGCUGGCGAGGAAGGGCUGGUCUGGCGGAGGGCUGGACGAGCUGCUGGAGAAGGGCGCCGACUUGUUCGCCAGCGACGAGGUCGGCGAGUACCCCGGGCUCGGCGCCAGCGCCGGCGGGUCCGCCGAGUCCGCGAAGCUGUUCAGCAUUCUGCCGCCCAAGAGCAUCCUCGCGGAUGCGGCGUCGGAUGUCACACGCCACGGGGGCCACCAUCGGGGCGACAGCCUCCUGAGCGACCCGGACCGAUACCAGAGCCUCACCGCCGCCGCCGCCGCCAACGCCACCGCAUCGUCGGGGCUGGGGGACGACAAUGACGCGGACAGCAUCUUCUCCGAAACCAAUUUCAACAGGUCCAGGGGCGUGCGGCCCUUCUCGCCCCAGCCUAUCAGGCGGCAUGCUACCGACGUCACGUUCGAUAGCCUGGGCGUCGGGCUGGGCGAGGACGCGCGGGGGGGCGACAGGGCGGCCGAGGAGACGCGGCACGACGUGCUUCGCGAGGAAGAGGAGGCCGAGACGCACGAUCAGACCGACUUCAAGAGCCCCUGGGAGGAAGAAGCGCAGCGCGGACAAGGGGGAGUACACGGAGGCGAGCCCGGCGACGCCGAGGUCGUGGAGGACGCGGACGCCGCGAACGGGGCGGCGGAGAGGGGAAGGCCGGGGAGGCGGUGGAGCGUGAAUGAAGAAGCGGACGGCGCAUAGUUUUGUGUUUUUUUCUUCUCUUCCUUUCCUUCUUUCUCUUUUCUUGGGGGUUUUUUUUCCCUCCGUCUUUCUUGAUGUCUCUUUUUGGUUUCAGCAACGGCGGCGGCGGCGAAAAUUCAUGAUUAGUCUUUGUUAUACCCACCCCAAUUUAGAGGCGUUUCUAUGGACGAGGGGACGCAACAAAUCUCCCUCCCUUUCCUCUCUCGGCGCUCACGCGCGCUCGAGCUGCAUAGUCUUACAAUUCGUUCAUGAAAGGAACCCCCCCCCUCCCCCCCCCUUUUUUUUUCUUUCUCUCUCC
This is a messenger RNA of Colletotrichum navitas, 2195 nucleotides long. RefSeq lists its product as uncharacterized. NCBI's taxonomy places the organism in Eukaryota, Fungi, Ascomycota, Sordariomycetes, Glomerellales, Glomerellaceae. The transcript has a single exon. Gene Ontology annotation, biological process: vacuole fusion, non-autophagic. The record is from RefSeq and is a predicted model, not a curated record. The coding region runs from base 395 to 1897 and encodes 500 amino acids. Gene Ontology annotation, molecular function: phospholipid binding. Gene Ontology annotation, cellular component: fungal-type vacuole membrane.